This is a messenger RNA of Ziziphus jujuba (common jujube), 996 nucleotides long. RefSeq lists its product as uncharacterized. The coding region runs from base 140 to 559 and encodes 139 amino acids. Lineage: Eukaryota; Viridiplantae; Streptophyta; Magnoliopsida; Rosales; Rhamnaceae. The record is from RefSeq and is a predicted model, not a curated record. The transcript is spliced from 2 exons.
CCCCGCCCCCCUUCCCUUCCAUAUAUGAUUCGACUUCUUCUUUUUUAUAGACGACUUUUGAAUUUCUUUUCGGCUUACUUUUAUUUUCUCUCUCUCUCUCUCUCUCUCUCUCUUCUUCUUCUGAAAACUGAAAACAAACAUGUCCUCCAUAUUAACCUCACAAGGAGUAGUCUUGGCCACUGCCAUGGCGGUCUCCGGCACUGUAAUCCUCCUAGCUUUACGCCUUCAAAAAUCUUUACCCACAACCCAAUUCUCCGUCGCCGAUCAACUCCCUCAGUCCUCACACACAAUUCUACGCUCUUGUAUCUCAUCUGCAGAGAGGAAAAAGAAGAAGAACAAGAAAAGGGUUCACUUUGCAGAGGAUGUAGUAGAUCCAAGUGGGGAUGGAGAGGAAUUCAGGAGGCAAAACAGAGGAUUGAAUAGCAAUUCUUCAAAUUCAUCAAUGAAGUUCAAGAGGACCAGUUCUGAUAAAUACAAAGGAAUGCCUGCUAACAGAGCAGCUCUUUACCAUGGAAUUCUCAGGGAUCGUGUGGUUCACCGCGUGGCCUACUCUUACUGAUGAUUGUUUCUGUUUCUAAUUUCUCUUCUCUUCUCUUCUCUCUGUAUAUUUAUCUGUUUUAAUUUUAAGUUUUUUUUUUUUUUUUUCCUCUUUUUGUACAUAUUUUAGAGUUCUUUUUUUUUUUUUUUCAUCUUGUCAAAAAGUUUUAAGAGGGAAUAUUCGGAAUUGGAAGGAAUGACCGGGGCCCACAUGUUCUGGUAGGUACUUACCUGCUCGGUGCUGCAGUUGUGUCUUAUGAACUUGAUUGGUUACUUGGUGGAACCUCUUCUGAUUGAAAGAAUAGUUUUGUUGAUUAUUUAAAAAAAAAAAAAAAAAAAAAAAAAAGCCUAAUCUUUUUUUUUUUGGUCUUUGUUUUGGUACAUAACUGAUAUUUUUUUCAAGAUUUCAUCCUUUUGUAUCUUUCCCUUCUAUAUAUAAUCCCUGAAUUAUAUGUGAAA